AUGAAUAUUGAUUAUUUCCAAGAGGCAUUAGAUUGUCUUAUGUAUUUUGGUACAAAACUAAGUCAAGAACAGAAAUUAUUGAUUGAAAAUUCCCUAAUAACAUUGCAAACGGAAAAUCGUUUUGCCGGAAUUUAUUUCUGGGGGAGAAUCAAUGGAAUAGAAAAGGAUUAUUACAUUGCAUUUGGGUACCUUAGUGACUGCCUGAAAGACAGAAAAUACUUUUACAGCACAGACGGAUAUCAGUGGUAUAUGCUUCCAUUCGUACAAAAUGCAAAGAUUUUUCAGGCAACAAUAUUGUGCCGCGAUCCGUUCAAUGGGGAUCCCAGUUUAAUAAAGUGUGUGAAAUUGGACCCAUCAUUUGAAUGUGAUGCAAAUCAAGUCAUAUCUGCCACUCUACCGGAAGAAAUUAAACUUAAGGAAGAGGAACGUUUAGCAGCUAUUGUUUUUAUCAUAACCGAAGAAUGUGCCAUUUGUCCUCGUGGAGCUCUAUAUAAAUUAACUGAUGGACGUGUUGUUCAGAACCAUAUGUUUCGUGGUUUGAAUGAGUUACAAUGCGAAGAUCUGUCCUACUAUCAACAUUUUCGAUUGCCUCGCAAUUAUUUAAAAGAAAAUUUAUCUAAACGCAGUGAUUACAACUAUCCUAUAGAUUUUCUAGAUUCAAUUGAAAAUUUAGUUCCAAAGGGCUAUUCGUUCUCUAUUAACGUUCAACGAAAUGAACGUAUUGUUGUUAUAAAAUCCAGCUUGUGGCUUGGAAUGACAUUCUUUCACAAAAUCAACUCACGCAAGCAUGGAUUUCUCUAUAUUGGCGAUGGCAAGAAAAAUUAUGAUUUACUUUUUAUGAUUUGAAUUCGUUGAUUGAAAAAUAAAUAAAUAUAAAACGUU
This is a messenger RNA of Musca domestica (house fly), 882 nucleotides long. RefSeq names its product radial spoke head protein 9 homolog. The record is from RefSeq and is a predicted model, not a curated record. Gene Ontology annotation, biological process: cilium movement involved in cell motility; axoneme assembly; motile cilium assembly. The transcript has 2 exons. Gene Ontology annotation, cellular component: axoneme; radial spoke. NCBI's taxonomy places the organism in Eukaryota, Metazoa, Arthropoda, Insecta, Diptera, Muscidae. The coding region runs from base 1 to 846 and encodes 281 amino acids.